AUGGAGAAGUUGCUGUCCUCUCGAAAUUCGCCAGCUGUUGGCGUGUUCGGGUCCUCUGACGGUCACCGUAUCUGUGUGCGCGGAAAACUGGAUUCCUGUGCUUCUGCUUUAGCAUCGACAAGCGAGCGUCCGUCAUCUCUGAAAACCGGGCCAAGAAGUGACUGUUCAUCCCUUUCUUCUUUACGAGAUCGAAGGACCUUGCCUCGGAAUGGCACCUCCACACACUGCCGACCUCCUACGAUAUUCACAGAAAGCAGCUCUCCGCCGACACAGAUGAUGGGUUCCGCUCGCCAGUUGACUUCUUGUGUACAUUUUUCGAUAGGCACAAGAUCCUAUCAUGAACUUGAUUCAUCCUUUUAUGAUUCUUUUCCGCAAGCAGCGUCAAUAUGGAAGGUUAGGCAUCCCGAAUGCAUCGCACCAUUCACCCCGUCGAAAGAGUACAACUGUACACCUGAGAGUGGAAGUCGUUCUUUUUCCUCAGUUCCUCCUCCCCACCAAUUUUUUGCCGGACCACGCAGGUGUCGACCGUAUUUGUCGCAGUGGCGGCUUCACUGUUCGUAUGCAUCCUUCGGUAAACAACUUCGGGGAAAGUACCCAGCCAACAAGCAGGAGGGAAGAAGUGGAAGCUAUGGAGCCACCCCAGCCAAUCCGACGGAUGUUGGCACUGGCGUCGAAAACGGGUGUGGUGACAGAGAAAGCAGCACGAGUGAUGACUCGAACGGUGUUCUUGUUUCCACCACUCCGAGUAUUCCUGGAUAUUCCAUAACGGAAUAUAAAGGGUUCGUGCAAGGGUGUUCAGUACGGUCGCGAGACGUUUUGAGAAUGACCAAGGUCAUCCUCAUGGUUCACCUGGGGGGUGAAAUGGACGACCUCACCACUCUCAUUUCCCGUGUAAAGAGAGAAGCUGUGAACCGCAUGUGCGAGGAGGCUGUCGCUCUGGGAGCCAAUGGUGUGGUGGGAGUACGAAUCGUCAGUAGUGGGACCCACCAGAGAGUGGCGGUGGAAUUCUCUGCCUAUGGCACUGCAGUAACGGUGACGGAGGACGCGUAG
Molecule: messenger RNA, 1050 nt
Organism: Neospora caninum
Lineage: Eukaryota; Apicomplexa; Conoidasida; Eucoccidiorida; Sarcocystidae
Exons: 2
Coding region: 1-1050 (349 amino acids)
Source: RefSeq, a predicted model, not a curated record